Molecule: messenger RNA, 1266 nt
Organism: Pogona vitticeps (central bearded dragon)
Lineage: Eukaryota; Metazoa; Chordata; Lepidosauria; Squamata; Agamidae
Product: folate receptor gamma
Cellular component (GO): external side of plasma membrane
Molecular function (GO): signaling receptor activity
Source: RefSeq, a predicted model, not a curated record
AUACAAUGACCGAGCAAAGUUUUCCCCCGCUGAUCUUUGGAACUGGCUCCUUGGCCGAGGGAGGGAGAAAACUCCAGCAACCUUGUUCCCCAGCAGAUGAUCUCUGACCACACCUGGUUCUUGUUACCUCCACUGGAAGCACCGGCAGGUGUUAAAGGUGCCCCGCGGCCAGCUGAGGGGCUCUCCGAGGCUGCUCUUGCCGUGAUCCGCUCGGUGGGUUUCAUGCACAGGCAGAUGAUGGUGGCACCCCAGCGACUGCUCUGGGUCCUCCUCCCCAUCUUGGUGGCUGUGGCCGCACGGGAAUCUGUCCUGAACACCUGCAUGGAUGCCAAGCACCACAAGGCAUCUCCUGGCCCCGAGGAUAAGCUGCACGAACAGUGUUCCCCCUGGAAGGAGAGCGCCUGCUGCACCGUCAACACCAGCCAGGCGGCCCACGAGGACACCUCGUACCUGUACAACUUCAACUGGUUCCACUGCGGGAUCAUGUCCGACAGGUGCAAGAAGCACUUCAUCCAGGACACCUGCCUCUAUGAGUGCUCGCCCAACCUGGGGCCGUGGAUUAACCAGGUGGACCAGAGCUGGCGCAAAGAGCGGAUCGUGGACGUGCCGCUGUGCAAGGAGGAUUGUGAGCAGUGGUGGGAAGACUGUCAGUACGACUUUACUUGCAAGGAGAACUGGCAUGUAGGAUGGGACUGGUCCUCAGGGGUGAAUCAGUGCCCCGAGGGAUCCAUGUGCCAGCGGUGGACGAGGGUUUUCCCUCGCCCCAAAGACAUGUGCGAGAAGAUCUGGAGCAACUCCUACAAAUAUACCACCUGGCUCAGAGGCAGCGGGCGCUGCAUCCAGAUGUGGUUUAAUGCCACGGAAGGCAACCCCAACGCGGCCGUGGCCAGGUAUUACGCCAGCGGAGGGGAGCUCCCUGCGGCUCGCCUGCCUUGGGUGGCUCCCGCGUUGCUGUGGCCGGUGCUCCUGACCCUGCAGUGACCUCGGCGUGGGAUUUCUACUCCCUGGGCUUUUGGCCGGUAAAACAGGACGGUGAGGGAUGCCCCCGCCUUGCUCAAGCGGGUCAGAAAAUCGGAACUCCUGCAGCGGCUCGUGAGGGGGUCCUCCCCCAGAACUCACUCUCUCUGGGUAGUUUCCGUGGCUGCCUGUGCUUUUCCUCAGUGGAACCUCCUUUCCCUGGCCCCCCUCUGAGAGGGAGGGGUUGAACCUCCUGUAACAGAGAUGUAUCACAUAUGGGACGAAGGAAUUAAAAAAGUCUGGCUCUUA